Molecule: messenger RNA, 1379 nt
Organism: Sphaerulina musiva SO2202
Lineage: Eukaryota; Fungi; Ascomycota; Dothideomycetes; Mycosphaerellales; Mycosphaerellaceae
Product: L domain-like protein
Exons: 2
Coding region: 75-1280 (401 amino acids)
Molecular function (GO): protein binding
Source: RefSeq, a predicted model, not a curated record
GAUAAUUCCACCUCCGGCAUGUACAGUGAACAUCGCCUGCCCAAGUCCUGCCUCCAGUCAAGACACUACGCACCAUGUCAGAUUUAGCCGACACGCCUCAUGAGCCAACCUCUGCACAGUCAGUUUUUGCCGAAACUACGAAUACCACCAACUCGACCGACGCGCACGACGAACAGAGCCGCAGCUCGACCAACGGCGAUUCGUCAGCACCAGCACCAGCACCAGCUUCAGCGUCGACAUCACAUGCACCCAAGAGCAAGUCAGGCUGGGAUGGCAAACUUAGAGUGGCUAAGCAGGCAACUCUGGCGAACCCAGAAGCCAUAGAAGAUUCGGACUACUCAGACGAGGAUGCACCACCUGCGGAACAGAUCGAAGCAGACGAAGACCUGCUGGAAGGCGAGGAUCCUGAUGUUGAGGAGAUUGAGCUCCUGCACUCCAAAAUCAGUUCGAUUGCUGCCCUCCAUCUUGAGCGCUUUACCCGUCUCAAGAGGCUAUGUCUGCGGCAGAACCAAAUCCAGAAGAUCGAACUGCCGGAUACAUGCAGAGGGCUGGAAGAGCUGGAGCUCUACGACAACCUGCUCAAGCACAUCGAAAAUCUCGAAGAACUCACCGAACUUACGACGCUGGACCUAUCGUAUAACAAGCUGAAGCACAUCAAACGCAUCGCCGCGCUCACGAAGCUCGACCAUCUCUAUUUUGUGCAAAAUCGAAUAUCGAAAAUUGAAGGGCUGGAGACGCUCACGAACUUGACCUACCUCGAGCUGGGUGCCAACCGCAUAAGAGAGAUUGAAGGACUGGAAACAUUGACGAAGCUCACAAGUCUAUGGUUGGGCCAGAACAAGAUUGCAGAGUUGAAGGGAUUGGGCACACUAUCAAACUUGCGAUCACUGAGCAUACAAGCGAACCGACUUACGUCGCUGAACGGGAUCGAAUCCAUACCGCAGAUUACCGAGCUGUAUGUGUCGGACAACAAGAUCGAGUCAUUGGAGCCAGUGAAAGCAUGUACGAGACUUGAGAUUCUUGACUUUCAGUCAAACCCUAUCCGCUCACUCAAAGGGUUGGAAGAUCUGCAGAGUCUCGAGAAUGUCUGGGCGAGCAAUUGCCAGAUUGACAGUUUCCAAGAAGUGGAAAGAGCACUCAAGGAUAAAGAGAAGUUGGAGGAGGUCUACUUUGAGGGCAACCCGUUGCAGAGGAGUAACCCAGUGCUGUACAGGAAUAAAGUGAGACUGGCUCUGCCUCAAAUUACUAAAAUCGAUGCUGCCUAUGUCAAGGCUACUUGAGCAGGAGGGGAAUAGCAGUCCAGACGACGACAAACUCGAUGAGAUGAUACUCGGGUUAAAUCCUGCGCGCCUUCUUCGGCCACAGGAUGCAUAGUCUAC